Rhipicephalus sanguineus (brown dog tick) is the source of this 2943-nucleotide messenger RNA. RefSeq names its product serine/threonine-protein phosphatase 4 regulatory subunit 1-like. Gene Ontology annotation, biological process: protein dephosphorylation. Gene Ontology annotation, molecular function: protein phosphatase regulator activity. Lineage: Eukaryota; Metazoa; Arthropoda; Arachnida; Ixodida; Ixodidae. The record is from RefSeq and is a predicted model, not a curated record.
AUGCCCCGGGUUCGGAUAGCUGCCUACCAGGCUGGGCCAUUCAUCUCAACAUUUGCCAACCCAGUGCGCACAGGGCUCUACUGCAGUGAGGAUGGGGUAGUGAGUGUGCGAACUCCAGAAGACCGGUUAGAUGCUUUUAUUGAGGGAGAGGCACCCUGCCCUGCAGACACCCCUGCAGACAACCCUGCAUUGCUGACAGCUUUGGAGAAGCCGGUUUCUUUGGAAGAUACUCACACCAGUGAUUGCUUCUUACUGGCACUGUUGCUCAUCCUGAUAGAGAUCUGGUGCACUUUGGGAAGGUGGCUGCAGUGGAUGAAGAAGUGGUUUCUGCUGUGCCAGGAAAAAGAGAGCAGCAGGCCGUGUGUCAAGAUGACGAAGGGGAACCCGGCUGUAACAACUCCUCUACGGCAACAGAAGAUGGUACUUGCGGCAAUAAGAAUGACCCUUCCGGUGUGGUUCUUCCAGAAAACCCAGAAGACUUGUCUGCAAGCUGCAGUGCAGAAGGCGUGGCAGGCUCAACCUCAGCUGCACAAGGAUUGUUUGAAGGAAACAUGCCUCAAGAUGACUGAGCCCUUGUCUGUUCAAGGGGACAGGCAGAGGCUAGUUGUUCAUGUGGAUUCUGGAGCAGAGAGCAACUUCAACACAUUCCAGUUUUGGCGUGUGCCUAUUCCAGAGGUGGAAGUGGACAUAGAGUUCUUAGGUGAUCGCCCUACAGCUGUCCAUGUCAGGGCAAAGUCUCAAGACCAAGACAACCGCUGUUUCUCUUCUGAUGUCAGUGUUGAAGUACUUGGUGCGGACACCCAUCAGUAUGCUGCAAAUGCAGUCUCAUCUGCAGAACAAGCUGGCAGUGUUCCUAAUGAAAGGCUCUCUGGUGAUUCAUCAACUCUAAGAAUUCGGACGGCCUCUUUAUCUUCACUAACAUCUGCUGACCAAGAAUGUAACCUCUUGCUUUCUUCUUCAGUCACCGAAGCUUCUGUGGCUUUUAAUGAAGCUGGGGAAGUUGCAGGUGUGCACAAAGUACGGAUGAGCAAGUUGAAGGAGAUGGCAGGCAGUGAAAACAUGCUGCUUUCAAAAUCUCGCAACACUUGUUCUGAUAGCUGGUCUGCCCAUGAACAAGACAUAGUGCCUGUGCUGUUGCUGGAGCGGUACCAGACCAUGACUGAUCCCAAUUUAGCUCAGAAUUUGGACUCUGAAAUAGGGCGACACUGUGCCCAUAGCCUACCUGCUGUGGCACUUACCCUUGGUCGCCAGUACUGGCCUUGCCUGCGGACCACCUACCGCUGUUUAGUGUCUGACGUGCAGUGGAAGGUGCGACACAUCGUGGCAUCCUGCUUGCACGAGCUAGCCACUAUCCUGGGCCCAGAAAUUGCUUCACGGGACUUGGUGCCAAGCUUUGAAGGCUUUGUACGAGAUGUGGAUGAAGUGCGAGCGGGUCUGCUGGAGCGGCUUGCACAAUUCUUGCGUGGCUUGAGCAGAGGAGACCAGCGUCGCUCACUCCCUUUGUUGGCGGACUUCCUCUGCAUGGAUAACAAUCGGAACUGGCGCUUUCGAUCCACUCUAGCAAGGCAGUUGAAGGAGAUAGCUGCUCUGUACUGCCCAUUGGAUAUUCAUCAGUACCUAGUCCCCAUUGUGAACGAACUGCUGGCGGACAAAGUGGCUGAAGUGCGCCUCACGAGUAUUGAUGCUGUGACCAUAUUCUUGCACAGAUUGGAGCCCCACCAUCUCAUGUGCAAGCAGCUCUUACAAGAGAUGUGCACCAAAGUACAUGACCGGAAGUGGGCUCAGCGUCAAUUAUUUUGCCAGUUGGCUGAACAGAUGGUGAGAGAAGAGUGCUUGAGUGAGGAUGAGUUAAUUGGAACUGUGCUGCCAAAGCUGCUGUACCUGCGCAGUGACACCGUGCCCAACGUCCGCAUGGCCCUAGCGCGUUGUCUGGUCAGAAGCAUUUGGCCCAAGGCCUUUUUUUGGGACACUGGAAAUUUCUACAGAGAAGAACUGAAGGCAACCCUAGCCAGCCUUCAAGCAGAUAAAGAUCGGGAUGUGCGCUUUUGUGCCCAGACUUAUCCGAAAGACUCUGUGGACUGAAUGACAUUCAAGUGAAUUAGGCAUUGUUUUUUUUUUCCUUCACCCUCCUCUCCAGAAGGGUCACUAUUGCACCCUCACAUUGAAGAUAUGGAGCUGUGAUAACACUCCCAGGGGGAGGGACCUUGUUCCGUUUUAGGUGUUAUUUUAUUGUUGCUUUUGAAGACAUAACACUGGUGAGGCAAGGAUUAAGUGCCAAUUUUGACAUAGUUGAACAAGUGGCAACAGAUGCUAUGAAGCAUGCAAGUGGCUUUCACCAUGCCAUCUUUCUAAUGAAAUGCCCAGCAAAAGCUUUUUGUGCAAUUCUGUACAGUUAUUUUAACUUUUUAGAUCUGUGUGAAGUUUGCCUCUAUGCUUUUCGGAAUGAAUUCAGGCCAUUUGUGACCAAAUAUAGCAUGCUGGGAGCCAACUAGUCCUCAAGGAUAAACAAAUGUUUGGGUUCUUGAAGCUGCUCUGGUUGUAGUCAGUGGUGCUGCCAUUGACAACUGAUCAUUUUUAAUGGCAAUAUUUGCAACAGGCAUGGCCACUUUUGUGCACUUUUGUACUAAGAUGUGCUAAAUAAUGUCCCAAUCAAGCAAAUUUUUGCCAACAAUUGAUGCCUGUUUGGGGAUUGCUUUCCCUUCAACUUUUCUAUGAGCUGUUUCGGCACAUUAUCUGUGAUAUAUAUAUAUAUAUAUAUAUUAUAUAUAAAAGAAUGAAAGGGUUGGAGGGGUUGGUGAUAUGUCAUUCACAGGAUGCUUUGAACUUUUGUGCUGAAGUUUUGCAUUGCAGACCAUGUGAUAACUGGAGCAGUUGGAAUAUAUCUAUUUUUGUAUAAAAUGUUCACCUCUUAGUUUACCAUAAAUAAAAAUGUUUCCAUGAAAA